GCCAAUGGGAGCGCGAGGGCGGUUGCUAAGGGGCCGCGCGUAGCGGGGCUGGUGCAGACGGGUGGGAGCUGCUGGCGGCGGCGCGGCCGGGCCCGCAGUGCAGGAUGGGUAGAUGGAUAUAUCGCAUGUGAUGUGUUACAGCUGGUGAAAUCCCUCACCUGGUGCUCACUUUUUCAAAGAGGGUAGCUUGGGUAGCACGUGGGUCCAGACACUGAAAAUUCUACUGAGGACUGGCAGUUAUUUCUAGUUUGAAGGAAAAGUGACAUUGGCUCAAAAUGAGUGCGAUGUUGGAAACCCCUGAGCUGCCAGCGGUGUUUGAUGGGGUGAAGCUGGCUGCGGUUGCUGCUGUUCUCUAUGUGAUUGUUCGCUGCUUGAAUUUAAAAAGCCCAACUGCCCCUCCUGAACUAAUUUACCAGGACUCUGCUCUGGCCCGCUUUCUACUCAAAUCCUGCCCACUGUUGACCAAAGAGUACAUUCCACCCCUGAUCUGGGGAAAGAGUGGACAUAUCCAGACUGCCCUUUAUGGAAAAAUGGGGAGAGUGAGAUCACCACAUCCGUAUGGACUUCGCAAGUACCUCACGAUGCCAGAUGGAGCGACAGCCACCUUUGAUCUCUUUGAGCCGCGGUCCGAGCACUGCAUUGGAGAGGAUGUCACGAUGGUAAUCUGCCCUGGGAUUGCUAACCACAGUGAAAAGCAGUAUAUCCGCACUUUUGUGGACUAUGCGCAAAAAAAUGGGUACAGAUGUGCUGUCCUGAAUCACUUGGGAGCCUUACCAAAUAUUGAGCUCACUUCUCCACGAAUGUUCACGUACGGUUGCACCUGGGAAUUUGGUGCCAUGGUUAAUCACAUCAAGAAGACCUACCCUCAGACCCAGCUGGUUGUUGUGGGCUUCAGCCUGGGCGGAAACAUCGUGUGCAAGUACCUGGGAGAAAGCCAGGCCAACCAGGAGCGAGUCCUGUGCUGUGUCAGCGUGUGCCAGGGGUACAGUGCACUGAGGGCACAGGAAACCUUCAUGCAAUGGGAUCAAUGUAGAAGAUUUUAUAACUUCCUCAUGGCAGACAACAUGAAGAAGAUCAUUCUUUCUCACAGGCAAGUUCUUUUUGGAGAUAACACAAAGAAGCCACAGAGCCUGUCAGAUACUGAUCUGAGCAAACUCUAUACAGCAACAUCCCUCAUGCAAAUUGAUGAUAGCGUUAUGAGGAAGUUCCAUGGCUACAGUUCCCUGAAGGAAUACUAUGAAGAAGAAAGCUGCCUGCAUUACUUGCAUGGGAUCUAUGUUCCCCUUCUGUUGGUUAAUGCUGCUGAUGACCCUCUUGUGCAUGAGAGUCUUCUAUCAAUUCCAAGAGCUCUUUCAGAGAAACGGGAAAAUGUCAUGCAUGUGCUGCCCCUUCAUGGAGGCCACCUGGGGUUUUUUGAAGGAUCUGUACUAUUCCCAGAACCUCUCACCUGGAUGGAUAAGCUUGUGGUGCAGUACGCCAACGCCAUCUGCCAGUGGGAGAAAACAAAGUCUCACUGCUCGGACACAGAGCAGCCUGUAUCUGGCCAGGAGUAAUAGAUCCAAAGACUCUGGAUCACUUCACUAUGUCUCUCCCUUUGGGAACAUGUUGUUCCCUCACCUGCUGCUUCAGGUUUCCAUUCUCCUUGAUAUACUAUGGCUGGGGUUUGAUCACAAUGUUUUCUUCCAGAGUGGAGUUAAAGCAGAGGUUAAUGUUUGAUUAGAGCGUCUUUGCAUAUAUAGUCACUUGGGUUUGUAAUUUACUGCUCUGCUUGAAGAAUUAGGUUGCUGACUGUGACUUCUUACAGGGUUACUGAGCUAAAGACUGCUUGCUUUAAUAUAGCAGAAGUUUCAAAUGUGAAGAUAUCUUCACCUGCUGGUCAAAAACUUGGUCUGCAGCAUUUGCUUAGGUGUAGAUGACAGGGUGACUAUGAUUGUCUCCUCUGUCCUGGUGCUGGCAAAACCUUGUACCAAGCUACAAGCCAGCUAAUGGUUCAGUCUGUAAGCCACUAAAGUGUGACUUGGAAAACAGAUGGUUGACUGCAAGUGGAGUUCCAGCCUUGCACUUCAAGGGAAGCCUUUUAGUUCCUAGGAAUGCACUUACACAAGUGAAUCAGUUGAAAAACACUGAACUUUUCCAUGCUUCAGCUAUCUGUGAGUUGGUGUCUUUAUGCUGGGACUCCAAGUAGAGAAAAUCUGUGGGCUGGUAAUAGCAGUUAAUGUUUCUAUGUAAAUGUGGUCUCUUGCACCAAGACCAGAUCAGUCACCUUCUUGUCACCUUUGACACUUUUUAAUGUAGUAAUCUUUCUAGUACUGGAUUUUUUCUGUUUGACAUAGGGCUUUUUAAAGCUGGCUCUGGCUUCCAAAUGGAAACCAGUGAUUAAGAAUCUGCAGGAUCUUUCUGUGAGCUCAGUCUCUUUUUGAGAAUAUUUUGUAGAGAAUUAUGUACUCUGUUAGGGAUUAAUUUGUUGAGGAGAAGCUAUCUGUGUAGUUUUACUCCCCUUAUGUCAGGGUUAAUCAUAACACAAUUUUUCCCCUUAGCUUUCAAAGCAUCAAAUGGUUUUCAGACCCAUGACUUGCCUUGCAGCUGAUGGGGAACUGGAUGUUUCUAGCCCUGUACAACUUAAAUGGUAUCUCUGCAUUACUGACUACUUCCAUAUCUGUGUAAAUGCUGUAGGGUUACUGGCUUCAGUAAGACACUGGGCUCUUCCUUGCUUGAACUCCUUUUCCACACCCAGUUCUAGUUUUAACAUGCAAAGUGAAGUGUGAAAGCUGUUUGCAAGAAAGAUGCCUACUCGCUUGUGCUUUUCCCUCAAGUGGCUGUUCUGGUCUGUGCCAAGAUGGUUGUUAAAGACUCUGGUCUAUCCCCAGGAAGGAAAGUUGUCCCAUGACAAUCUGGAGAAACUUUGUGGUCAAAAUAUUUUUUCCUUUUACUGUUUGUUCUGUCAAUAUUGUCUCAUUAAUCCAUCCUUAGGACUUUUAUCACAGUGUCAAUGAAGUUCUUUUCCCACAUCAGUUAGCACUUUAUUGCUUCAGCCUUGGACUGUGUUGCAGGCACUUUAGCUUAUAGCUUAAAGGUGAAACAAGCUGUGAGACUGGUAAUAUCGGGGAACAAGCCUUCUGGGCUGCCCUGUUCCUGUGCUUCAGUAGGUUGGAGAGGUUUUAGGGGUUUUGUUUUAAUAAAGCAAUAAUUAACUAUUGUAGCAAAGGUGCAUUAUCAUAUCAGGAAAUUCCUUUCAUUUGCCUUAGGCCAGACACCUUGGCCUGUUACAAUGAACUGUGGCUAUCUGCACGUUCUCCUUGUUAGUAAAUCCAUGUUGCCUCUUUUUCUCAAAGAUGUGGCAAGAUAAAGCUAUAGCAAGACUUGGCCAUGCUUGUGGCUGUUCCUUAAGAACUAUUUUAGGGCAUCAGUUAGCAAGGAUAUUCUUAGCUGAUGGACAUUUUGUCUGUUUUUAUCCUCUUAUUCAUACUGCAUCUGUAUGUUACCAAAAUGUCACAAGACACUUCAGAUUUUUUUGCUUAAGUAGCUGUUCAUGUAAUAUUCAUCAGAUACAACUUAAAUAUCUUCUCGCUUCAACGGAGGAGAGUGUAAAACACCAUUUGUAUACACCAAAUAGAUCCAAUAGGGGGAUGUGGCUGUUAUCUUCAGUGGGUUACAACUUCAGAAGUGUUUCAGCUUUCAUGGGAUGCUACAGCUGUGGCUUACACAGGCCUUGAGGAAACACCACUCUCCUUCCUCAGUCCGGCUUUACUUUGCUGAGAUGAGUAUUGGCUUCAGACAGCUCCAGAAGAACACAAGUUGUCCUUGGUACUGAUACUGCUGUUGAAGUGAAGAGCCCAUUGUAUAACCCAGCAUGUGGAUACCGAUGAAAGAAAGGUCAGUGACCCCCUUUGAGAGCAGAAUAUCUGCCUUCCUCAACUCGAGAGCCUUAUCAAAUCAGGGGCUCUCUGUCCAGCUCCCCAAGUGUCUGAAGCUCUACUUUCCAUCCCAGGACCCCAGAUCUGGCUCGGUACUGUCUGGGAAGGUGAAUGCUGAGGCAGAGCACAUGUUUUGCCUUUGAUUUUUGGCUAAGUUGUGCCAGUCCCUCUGAAAAUGGAGUUUUGUCCUGGGAAGCUUUUUUUCUUGGAAAAAAACACUUCAUCCUUCCCUUUUGUAAAGAUCAUUCUUGAUGGGCCAGGCCUUCAAACAUGUUUUUCUGUUUCUGAGGUAUGAGGAAGCUACCUUUUUAAUGCUGGUGCACCAAGAUGCAUGGCACUCUGUCCAAUCCUAAUCUGGAAUACAGUUCUCUCCAAAAAUAAGGUGAUACUAGUCUUGUGAUAUGGGCAGGUGGUCUUAAUCUGCCCAGUGAACUCAACCUUAAAUGCAGUCUGAAUUUUGAAGUCUUAGAGGUGAAGGUGUCUUUUUAAUCUCUUGUCAAGACACAUGAGGCUGCUGAAGUGUGCACUUGUAGAUUGUGACAGUGCAGGCUGAUAGUGCAGUUCAAGAUUACAGCAUGAUGACUAUAUCAUGUGCUCUGUUUAGUUUCAAACUGGGAUUAGAAAAAGCAUUUCUAAAGAAAAAGCACACACCUUUCCUGUUUUCCCAUCACUGGAUGUAAGCAGCACUUGAACAUAAACCCUAAAGACUCUCAAUUGGUUUGCAGGUUGCAGAACUAUUCCUGUUUGGUUAGGCUUGUCCAACCAUCACCUUUGUCAGUGUCUGGAGAGAUCUGAAGCUUGUAGGUGAGCAGCUGGGACUUGCUCUUACUGGACAUAAGGAACUUGCAGUUUCCACUACAUCAGAUCUCACAGCAAUUUGUAAUGGUCCCUUGGUUACCUUCUAAAUCGAAGGUGUUUUCAGAUGGGUCUGACAGUGUUGUAGUUGCGCUGUAAAGACAGAUACUUGAAUUUCCCUGCGGUCUUUUCCUGCGCAUUUUUCUGCGGUUUCUCUUUAUGAAGAUGUAAGUUAAAGACAGGGCAUUAAGCGAAGAUAUUGGGAACUAUUCUCUCUAGUACUGAAUUUAGCCAAGCUGCCUGUGUGUCAUCUGUCCUGGGUCUGUCACAAGUUCCUAGACCACAGCCCUUUGACACGUGGUGCCUUGCCCUUUUUUCUCCUCUUCCCUUGACAUCAGCAUAUCUAGAGACUUCAGUAACAGCCCUGUCAGAGCUUUUGGGGCUUUGCUUUUUAGUAAAGGAAUUUUCAGACACAAGGUAGUGAGACGCCUCUGGCAACGCACACUGUACAAGUGUGCGCUGACCUAAAGGACCGUUGUGGGCAGCCUAUAACUAGCUACAGUCUAUUUUAAGGCUUAAAAUACCAAUGUAUAUAAGCAGUGGAUCAUUUUUCAGCUCUCUGUUCCUCAGUAGGGAUUGAGUCAUAGAGGGAGGGUUUGCUUUGCUUAAUGUGACUUGUUACCUUUCAUCCCAAAGUUCUUAUGUCUAUUAAAUAUCCAGAAGUGUAGCUGGAAGUAAAUUGCUUAAAUGACUGCAUCUCAAAAGAAAGAGCAGAAUAGCAGCUUCAGGGUUAAUUGCCAAACAGUUUAGACACCUGAAUUACUUCCAAGUUUUUCUAGAAAUAUUAUGCCUGUCUGGAGCUUAUUGAAGUUCUUCACAUCCUUUUUCUAGGAGACCAGGAAAGUCCCUAGCCCACUGUUGCAUGUAUAAUUUGUUGCAAUGAGCAUCUUAUUUCCGGCUUGACUCAUGUUCUGUGUGUCCUUACUCCUUUGGUGGUUCUGUUGGGUGGGUCCCAGGGCCCAAAACAGUGACUCAAAACAGUGUCAGUGUCUCUUUCAUGGCUUCUGGGUGAAAAGCAAACAGCUCCUCUUGGUGUGAGGACUUAGUUUCCUCUGAGUUUAUCAUGACUCAGAGCAACACUCACUCAAGGAAGGGGUGCCCUGCAGCUGUCCUCCUCUUAUCACUGGAAGUGACUGUUACACUGGCCUGGUGGAAAGAUUUCUAGGGUUAUCCUGAAUAUCUGUGUUUGUGUUUUUGUUGGUCAAUCAAUGGACACAAACACUGCAAUCCAGAGCAACAUUUAUCAGGUUGGAUUUGCUGGUGUUGAUCUUUUUCCAAGUCUCUCUGAUGUUCUCCAAAAGCUCCAGCUGUGCAUCUGCAAAAGGUGUCUUUCCUUCUCACCCAAAGGCCUUGCCUAAUCCAGAUGGCUUUAAUGCCAGCAAGGAGCUGAUCACACAAGGUUGCUCUACACAAAGCUGUCUUGCUUCUGUCCGAAUGACAAGCUCACAUUGGUCAUGCAAGAGCUUUGAUUAGGUACAGAGCGUUUUUCUAGGAUCUCCACUGGGAUGCUGACCCUUCCGAUGGCUCCUGCUAACUGGGAAGCCUUAAAAAAAGCCAAACAAAACCCAUUUGUACUUGAUAUAACCAAACAUUACUGCUUAGCCCAAGUCAACAGCUUUCUGAAGGAGCACGUUUUCUCAUCGUGUCACUUGACAGCUUGACCGUGAUUCCCCAUGACAGAUCACUAGACAUUCUUAUUGAGAAAGCAUAACUCCUUUCUCUGAAUCCCGACCUGAGGAUUUGUGUGGAGAGCUCAGGAAAAACCGGCCUGUGCCCUUCUCGUUUUGCCCAUGCAGCUGUGUUAGAACAGGCUCAGUGACUUCUGAUGUUCUUGAUGAGCAGUUUACUAUGAAAGUAUUCUUCAAAUUGACAACACUGUACUCUGGAACCAUCUCUAAAUGCUGCCCUGAAAAAGCUUGUGUACCAACACACCCUCCCUGCUGCCAUGUUCUGAGUCAGAUUCUCUGGAGCCGAGAGCUGCAGGGGAGAUGAUUUGCAACUAGCAAUGCAAUUUUUCUAUAUCUGCUGAUGUUUACCUUUAAAAUUAUAUAUAAAUAUAUAACAGUGUCUUUGACUUCUUUAAUUUUUGUUCUUCUGUGUGGUGUAAAAUGGAGGUCAUUGCAAAACAAAAUGUAAUUUUGUUAUCUUUGAUUCAGUGGGAUUUCUUUAUUUAAAAAUAAAGGACUUAUUGAAGUCAGUGCUA
Messenger RNA from Columba livia (rock pigeon), 6972 nucleotides. It is a transcript of the gene ABHD2, whose product is annotated as abhydrolase domain containing 2, acylglycerol lipase. The transcript has 12 exons. Gene Ontology annotation, biological process: steroid hormone receptor signaling pathway; medium-chain fatty acid catabolic process; sperm capacitation. Gene Ontology annotation, molecular function: monoacylglycerol lipase activity; acetylesterase activity. Gene Ontology annotation, cellular component: sperm plasma membrane; sperm flagellum. The record is from RefSeq and is a predicted model, not a curated record. The coding region runs from base 276 to 1553 and encodes 425 amino acids. Lineage: Eukaryota; Metazoa; Chordata; Aves; Columbiformes; Columbidae.